Penicillium chermesinum is the source of this 246-nucleotide messenger RNA. RefSeq lists its product as uncharacterized. The transcript has a single exon. The coding region runs from base 1 to 246 and encodes 81 amino acids. NCBI's taxonomy places the organism in Eukaryota, Fungi, Ascomycota, Eurotiomycetes, Eurotiales, Aspergillaceae. The record is from RefSeq and is a predicted model, not a curated record.
AUGCACAUGGGGAUUGCUCUGAUGCUUGGAUUUGCGGACAUUGUUCAAACGCAGACAGCACACCUCGGUCCUCGUAAAAGCUACAAGGCUGUCUUCUGGUUUGAGACCGGAUUGGCUGGUUUUGGACUCCUCUUGGUCAUAUUCUUCGUACGAAUCCGCCACGCAAAGAGUGAGUUGACACAAGAUGAGCGGCAAGAGUUGGAAGAGGGAAGAACUGCCAGGGAAAACACCACUGGCGAUGUAUAA